AUGUUCGUGCUCGACCUCGCAAAGAUCUCCCCGAUCGCCGUCCACCUGUUUCUGGCCCUCGGCGUGGCUGCCUAUACUCUAUUUGGUGCGGUCGUCAUGCAAUGGCUCGAGACACCACCCGAGAAAAUACUCAAGAAGAAUGAGACGGCAAUGCCGAAACGGGCCGUCGAGCACUUCCCGUACACGGCCACUCGCGUCUUUCUCGGCACCGAAAUUGGGGAGUUUGAUCCGGAGGUUCACCUGUGCGUGGAGAGGGAAGUGAAGCGAUUGCUGACGAAACCUCGAUGUCUCCACCUCGACCAUGUCUCCAUCCAUGAUAUCGAUCUAUGCUAUCGGUUUGCCAACUUCUCUGCCGGCUUCAACCGCCGCAAAAAGAUCCCGGCCCCUCGAAAAACGAAGCAGCAGGUGAUCGACGAGGAGACGGCAGAUAUUGUGAAUCGAUGGAGCUUCGAGAAUGCCAUCAUUUUUGCGUUUACCGUCAUCACGACUAUUGGGUACGGCCACGUGGCCCCGGUGACAUUCUGGGGGCGAGUGUUUUGUAUCGUUUAUGGCGUGAUUGGCGUGCCAUUGACGUUAUUGACGAUUGCUGAUAUGGGAAUGUUUAUUUCGAAGAUAUUGGCACAGACGACCCAGCUAAUUCGAUCAAUGCCAAAAUGGGCUAAGGCAGCCUGGCAAUUAUUACGCCGUAAGGCAAAGAGCACCUCUUCUCCGAAACAAAAAGAGAAUGGACUGCUCGAGCAGGAGGCCGUAGAGGGAGAGGAUGAAGAAGAGCCACCGCAGGAAGCCGAGGGACAACGGCGUUCCGAUGAGUCAAUACUGCUUGGACUCCUCUUUUUCUGCUAUUUGAUGUUGGGGGCAAAGGUGCUCUCCUCCUACGAGCCGGAUAUGGCCUAUUUCGAGGCAUUCUACUUCAAUUUCGUCACCCUGACCACCAUCGGGUUAGGCGAUUUUGUCCCCAAAAGCUACGAUUACCUGUUCGUGACGUUGUGCUAUAUUGGGAUCGGGCUGGCGCUGACGACAAUGUCAGUCGAAAUCGCGGCCGACACCCUCAAGAAGCUGCACCAUUUCGGGCGAAAGGUGGAGAACGUCGCGCAGACGAUGGUCUGGUUUGGAGGCAAAAAAAUGACGAUGAAGGCGCUGGUGAAACACCUGGGCGAUCAGCUGAACAUCCCCGAGGACGAGCUGGCCAAGUUCGAUUUUGACGAAUUUGUGGGGAAUGCGGUGAAGGUGGAGGCCGGCGAGAUGGAGACGCUCAGGAAGCCGUCACUUUCGGGAGAUGGGGUCCGAUUCCGCGACAGAACCCUCUCUUACACCCAACUGCGCCAUUCGGACGAGUCGGAGGCCCUGAAAUACGCCGACGAACGGACACAACGAUACGGAAAAGAUGGCGUCCCGCUGGCCCAAGAAACGGGGCGUACGGUGACUUCCGGCCGAGCUGCGGCAGCCCGUGGAGGUGUGGAUAGGAAUCGUGUGGUCUCGCAAGCCAUCUGCCAUCGUUUUCCGCAACACCCCUAUGCCCAUUUGGACGACGCCACGAUGCCGCCACCGGUGACCAGGGCCAUUUUACCCCAAACUGCACGAGGGCCCCAAUCGCGGAGCUGUCGAAGGCAGAUGACGUUGAGCAAGGCGGAAUGUGAGGAGAUUCAAGAUAACGAGACGAUAGCGCUGGAAUCGAUCUACGGCGACGACGUGCAAAUCGUGAAAGGCGCCUGGAAGGUAUGGCACCCGCUGGAGGCGAUCGUCGCCCUUGGCCCCUCGCAAAGUGACAGCCGCCACGGUGAUGAUGGAAUGGCUGCCGUCCGUGUUCAUCUACACAUCUGCUGCCCGCCCGCAUAUCCCAACGACCCGCCGACGCUGACGCUGGAAAAGCCACAGGGCAUCGGCCACGGCGACCAGGAGCGGCUGCUCCACGAUUUGGCCGCUCAUGCCAACGAAAAUCGAGGCGAGCCGAUGCUAAUGCAGUUGUGCGAGGUUGUCCGCUCGUUUCUCUACGCCAAUUUCCACCCCCGCCAAUCGUUACACCAGGGAAUGGCCGAGGGGCAAGCCGAGAAGGCCCGUGAAGUGCAGCGGCAACGCGUCUCGUCCGAGCAACGCGAAUGGGAAAAAGCGGCCGAGGAAGAGGAGCGGCGACGGCUCGAAGCGGAAUGGAAAAGGGAAGAAGCGCGAGAACGCAUGCGACACGACUCCAUUAAUACUGACCAAGAAUUCCGCCAGAUCGGCCCCCACUCGAUCCGCGUCGUCGACCCAUCCCCACCCGGCCACAGCCGAAAAAUGAAUCCCCAAUGCGUCGAGUGGACGGGAUUGUAUAAGGGUCAAACGGUGCUCGUCUCCCAGUGGAAUUUCGACUUCAACCUCGGCCGCCGGGACAACAGGAAGAAGAUGCCCGAUUUUGGGGCGUUUUUGGCCCAACUCGCCGAGGUGGAAAAGACGUGCUCGGUGCUGCCGGACACGGUCGACGUCGACUCGUCCGCCGUCCCCUACGCCUUCGUGCUCGUCGAGCGGCUCGCCGUCAAGGACACCAAUUUUCACGUUCGCAUCUCCUACGCUCAAAACAUUGCCCUCGUCGACUCGAAUCUCGAGGCGCUGGCCGAGAAGCUCGUCCACGAUACAGGAGCCCUCCGUCGUCUAGCGACCUCUUGUGUCUGCGGGCUGAGGUGGCUGCACGAGCAGCAAAUCGCCCACGCAUCCAUCGCCCCUUCAUCGCUGUGGACCGACGACUGCACGGCGUUCCGGCUGAGCGACUGGAAAAUCGGACGGUGCCUCGCCCAGCUGGCCGACACGUUCAGCGCGACCAUCGAGGGCCGUCCGCUCGCCGAUCCAACGGCCGCCAAAAUCGAGCCAAAAGCCCUGAAGAAACGCGAUCUGUUUGCGCUUGGCCGUCUGCUGGACAGUUUGGGGACGGGGCCAUCCGGCGACGCGUCAUCCAUCGGCCACUCCCUGCUGCAGUCCUUUGUUGCGGCAUGCCAGGCUGCCAAAUCCGUCUACGAGCUCGCCGACCACGCAUAUCUCUCCGCCGAUGCGCUUCCGCCAAUGACGGAUGGUAGUUGCUCGAGCCUCGGGCUGAAGGCGGUCACCGGUGCAUCGACAAGACUCGGCCGCGACUUCUUCCUCAUCAAAAGUCUCGGCAAAGGCGCCUUCGGUGAGGUGUUGCUGGCCCGCAAUCGACUCGACCUCGUUCACUAUGCUGUCAAGCUGAUCACGCUCGACCCGCGGAACGAGCGUUUCAACCGCAAGAUGACGCGCGAGGCCAAGCUGUUCGCCAAGCUCAACCACCCGCAUGUCGUCCGAUAUUAUAACGCGUGGAUCGACAGCGCACCGCAGACGAAGGCCAGCCCUGCGGCGGCGAUCGCUGCCAAGACGCCGAAAGGGCCGAUGAAAAAGCUGCAAAUCGACGCGGCCGAUGGUGAUUCACUGAUGCCGUCCCGGUUGCGCCAUCUGAAAGUGUCGCCCAGUGAGAAGGACGUUGGGGAGACGAGCGAGUGGAGUGCCGAAUGGACGGCCUCCUUUCGGGAAAAGCGACAAUCUGACGACAGCUCGACCUCGUCGUCCUCAUCCUCCUCAUCUUCUUCUUCUGAUGAUGAGGAGGGAUCCCCGCAGAAGGCUGGUCCAGGAGCACGAGUGUACGGUAGAAGGGACAGCGACGAUGACGACAUCGAGAUUGUGUUCGAGGCUACUGAUGAGCCGAAGGCCGGCCGACAGCCCGCAUACGGAGAUGACGUCUCGACGCCACCCAGCACCGAGAAAGACACAUGGGACACUGCCUCACGCCUUUCCCCGUCCAAAGGAAAGAAAGAAGCCGACGCCACGCUGCACACCCGGAUCAUGUACAUUCAGAUGGAGUAUUGUGUCAAGGGCACGUUGAGGGGCCUGAUCGAUUCGGGAGCCGUGCUGGGGAAUGUGCGCCAAGGGUGGCGCAUCUUUGGCCAAAUUCUCUCCGGACUCGACUACAUCCACUCGCAGGGGAUGAUCCAUCGGGAUAUCAAACCGAUGAACAUCCUGAUCGACGGCAAUGAUCAUAUCAAGAUUGGCGACUUCGGGUUGGCGACCAGAGAGCUGUUUGUGCGCAAGGAUACGGCCGUCGGCCAUGAGCAGGGCUCGUCAAGCCAUGGCGGUUCGGAGGGGAUGACGACACAAAUUGGCACCGAACUCUACAUGGCCCCAGAAUUGUUGACGGCCACUGAGGGACAGCCAUAUUCGGCAAAAGUCGACGUCUACAGCACGGGCAUCGUCCUAUUCGAGCUGUUCUACCGUCCCCUACCGCCGGGCAUGGAGCGUAUCUCCUGUCUCCGCGGCCUCCGAACCCAUUCCGUGUGCCCGGCCGACUUCAUGGAGACGAUGCCCGCCCAGGGCGGAGUGUGCCGUCGUCUGGUUGAGGAGAUGAUCUCCAUCGACCCGUCGGCCCGCCCCUCGAUUCAAUCCAUCAUCUCUCAGGGCAAAGUGCCGGCCACCGAAGUAGAUGAUCUCGCUUUUCAGAAAUGCUUCACCCAGGCCCUGCGCCGUCGUACGGGCAAUCUGUUCUCGUGGAUGAUGCGUGAAUUGGGUGAAACGUACCCGCCUGCCCCGUUGACGAGACGAUUCGAUGCUGGAGUAUGCCGAUGGAGGGAUGUCGAUGAAGCGGUGGCGAGGGAGACGGCCAGGGAAAGACUCUGCCAAGCCCUUCGACGCAUAUUAAAACGCCACUCGUUCUUCCCGACGCCUCAACACCUACUGACGCCGGCAGGGGAAGCGCGUGCUGUCUGCGAGCCGACAAAGAUGCCCCACGUACUCAUCGAUUCGACGGCCAUUCCGGUUGCAUUACCGCCCGAUCUGCGGUGUAACUUUGUGCGCUUCUGCGCGCGCAACGCCAUCAAACGGCUGAAGCGCUACGCGUUUGGCAAGGUCUUUGCGGCACGUGAAGGUGGUACGGGCGGUGUACACCCCGACGAGCACUGGGAGCUGAGCCUCGACGUCCUCGGCAAGUCGACCACCGACGAGGCGCUCGAGAUCCAGUUGUUGACGGCGCUCUCGGACAUUCUGCACGACACUUUUCCUGAUGAGACACGCUUCGUAUUACGAUUGGGCCACAUGGGCCUCGUGGACGCCAUCUUCCGCCAUCACGGACUCAGCACCGAGCUACGCGAUCGUGUCCUCAAUGUACUCCACGAACAAUCCGCCUCAGCGAGACAGCCCGGGGCGACGGAACGGGUCGAUAUCCUGUCAGAAGUGUUCGGUGCUCAUCUACUGCGCAAGGGACGUCUUGGGGUGUAUCCCGUGGUGGCCGGAGGCCGAUACGACGGGAUGCUGACGCGGAUACGUGGCCCCGAAGAUGAGAAACCGCCGGGCGAGCUGGCGCUGUGCGGCUGUUCCCUAAACCUUGACCUCCUCCUUGGACUCGGUGGUCAACAACAAAAUACCGCCGCCCCAGCCCCAUGCCAAGUGCUUCUCGGCUCGUUCACCCGGGCGAUGACCAUCGAGAAGCUGGCGUUGGCCCGGCAAUUACGCGAUGUCGGGCUGGCGGUGGAUACGAUGAAUGAACCGCUCGACAACCACUCACUCGAUGCAUUAAAGGAAUUCUGCGACCGCCGUGAAAUCCCGUUCCAUCUGAUCAUGUUCGACUCGAAUCUGGUGCUCACCCGAACGCCCCGCCAAGAUUUUGGAAAACUGGAGACGAGGCGCGCCGUCGAGACCGUACUCCGGCAGUUGGCCACGCCCACCACCGAAGCCCCGCCCCACGAUACACCACACUCGGAUCGCCGUGCCCCAUUGGCCAAAAGCGCCUCGUCGACGACACACCCAUUGACGCCCACCCACUCGACGGCCGCCCCAUUCUCUUCACAACAGCAACAACAACAGCAACAGCAACACAGCAGCUGUCAGUCCAUCUCAUUCCUAUGGGCACUCGUCGAAAGACCCGGAUAUACGGCCAAGAAACGCAUCGAGGGUCGAUGCGAUGCCCUCAUGAGUGAUCUGAUGCAAAAGUUGUCCGCUCGUGUCCAAUUGACGGUCGUUGUGACUGAUAUCAUCGCCGAAGUCCUCCAAUCGCUCUCCUCAAAAAUUUCGCUACCCCUCGACCCGGAACAGCUUCGCCUCGUCUUCGACCGCAUGGCCAAGCAGUUUGGCCGGUGGAAAGAGGAAUUGGAGGCAAUCUACAGCACUCUGAAGACGUUGUCCGCGUCGUCGCGUCACUCGACUCCAUCCCUCGUUCUCGCCAUCUAUUCCACUCCUUCUGAUGUACAUCGGGUGAUCAUU
Mesorhabditis spiculigera is the source of this 6228-nucleotide messenger RNA. NCBI's taxonomy places the organism in Eukaryota, Metazoa, Nematoda, Chromadorea, Rhabditida, Rhabditidae. The record is from the annotation of a GenBank genome assembly.